Molecule: messenger RNA, 2977 nt
Organism: Topomyia yanbarensis
Lineage: Eukaryota; Metazoa; Arthropoda; Insecta; Diptera; Culicidae
Exons: 2
Coding region: 1925-2977 (350 amino acids)
Source: RefSeq, a predicted model, not a curated record
AAAAACAAGAAGCCGAUUGUCACGUCUUGUCUUAGGUUUGUUCCAGUAGAUUUUGAGUUAUAGUGUAUACCGCAAAACAAGUUUUCGAUGUGGUGCCUUACUGAAAAGACAAACAAUCUUUGUAUCGAAAGUACCUGCCGAUAAUAUUUUACACCCCCCCCCCCCUUAAGUUCCGACACGAUUUAGAUUUUUCCGUAUUCAAGUUGUUGCUGUUCUAUCAUUAUGAAUUAAACCAAAAUUUGUACCUCAGCGGAAAUGAAAAUCGUUCAAGAUAGGCUAGAAAAGUAUAAAUUAUGAAACAAUAUAAGCAAGCUCCGAUAACAUUUAAAUAACGAUCAAAAUGAGAAUAUUUGUAGCAGCUUGUUUGCCGUCAUAUUUAAAAGUGUUACUUAGGCUAUUGCGCAUUUUGCACCUAACAAGACUCCUGCGUGGAAAAUAUUUGCACAGUGCAUUCCCCUCACUACACAUAUACAUAUGCCUUCUGUAUUCUCGUACCCUAUCUGACAGUGCGUUUUGUUUUGUGGUUGCCAUUUGCUGCUGCUAGAUUAGAACCGUUUCCAGCCUCGGUAAACACGGUUUGAAGCAACGGACGAUUUACAACCCCCGGAUUCGCAUCCGGAAGUUGAGUUUAAAUAGAAUCAACUAUUCUCGGGAAGAUCCUUAGCGUGACGAUGACUUUCUUUAUGCUACGUUGUCAACAGAAAUGAUUUAAUGCAGCUUAAGAUUGUUCGACACCGGGAUGGAUAUCAGCAAAGCAGAAAAUGUUGAUAUCCAAAAAAGUGUAUGCGGAUUUUCCCAGAACAAAUUGCCGGAAGGAUUGCUUGGUUGCUGAUUGCGGUACGGGAUUUUAAGGGAAGAGCCAUAAGCGGCCCUUACACGUUCAAUAUUUAUGUCAAUACUAGAGAGUAUUGACAAAAGUAUUGUACGUGUAAUGGAAAAUUUUUUAUUGGCGAUGUGGAUUUCAAACGGGACUGAAAUAUUGUAACAAUACCGUCAAUACUGGUAUUGACAAAAAUAUUGAACGUGUAAGGGCCGCUAUAGUUUCACUAUAUGUUGUUGUCAAAAAUCUGCAAAAGUAUUAGUGAGCGAGGAAAACUAGCUGUCAAAAAUGUCACGCGCUAGAGUCUUAAAAUUCAUAGGAUAGGCCAAAGAGAAUAGGAAAAGAGACGAAUAGUGUGAAGCCAAAAAUACCUUAUUGAGCAGACCAAUCGUGCAAUGUAAAUAAACAUUACUCAUGCCUGAGUUGGAGGAGAUAAGUAUUGUAAAUCUAUCAAAAAAAAAUUUGAAUUUUCGUCAGAAUUUAGUGCAAUCGUGAUUGUAAGGUGCAUUCUAGAGUCUAUGUAUGAGUAAAAACAAGUUUUAGAAUUAUUUCAUCUCUUUGUUUCGAAAUUCACAUCGUUUGAUAAACAAAUCCAACGAUCGACAAAAGGUUUGUUUUCAAAAUAUAAUAGGAGUCAUUUAAAGUGCCGCCUUUGGAAACGGUUGCCAAAUUCUAGUGUUGAAAUCAUCGUAAAGGGAGUGUUGCCGUUUUGACUGAUUUUCACUCUGCGUCUCUUUCACUAUUCUCUUUGGGAUAGGCAAUAUAUGGCAUGGCUUCAUUUACAAUUUUUAUUCAAUCUUAGUUUUGAGCUCCUUCGAAAGCAGUAAAAAGAUAAAUAAACUUCCACUUGCUUAUUGUGUUUCUUGUGAGAAGAUAUAACUAGUAUUUCAUUACAUGGUGUCUAGAAGUGAAAAUUUUCGCGAUUUUCGAUCAAAAAAACGGGUGAUUAUCGGAAAAGAAGAGAAAUAAGGCAUUGCAGAAUUGUUUAGCAGUGAAAUUUCGGAGGUGCGAUAAUUCUCUAGCCAAGAAGCGCUGAGAGUAGAUUGUCGGCAUCAGCACGGUUUAAGCGGCGUCCUAUACCUAUGUGAAAAGUGAGGUUAAGUUAUGGAAAUUCAAGGCGAACAGCAAGCCCCAGUGAGAAUGAUGGCAUACGGAGUUCAUCCACCAAGUUUUUUGGAUUUAUCCAGCAAAACAUUGCAGGAAGAUUUCGCCGACUUCAGACAAGCAUGGGAAUUUUAUAUGAUUGCAGCAGAAAUCGAAGAGAAAAGUGACGUAAUAAAAGUAGCUUUGCUUAAGAAUUUUCUAGGAACUGAAUCAGUGAAAGUGUUGAAUACGUUACUGGUUCCUGCAGCACAACUUACACCAGCAGCGAUUUUAACAGCACUCGAAGGGUACUGUGUGCCACAGACGAAUGAAACGUAUGAACGAUACAUCUUCAACACGACAAUGCAGGUGGAUGGAGAAGACAUUAACAAAUUCCUUACUAGACUUCGGAAGCUAGCAGAGAGCUGCAACUAUGGCCAGCUUAAGGAUUCGCUGAUUAGAGAUCAGAUUGUAGUAGGCAUUCGCUCGGAUGAUACAAGGAAAGCUCUUUUAAAGACGGUAAAUUUGACACUAGCGGGAGCAAUCGACACCUGUCGCGCGCAGACAUUGGUGGAGGAUAGAAUGGCAGCAAUGAGAAUCAAGGAAGAGCCACGGGAUUAUGAACCAUCGGCUGAAGUAAUUGCUAAAGUGAAUACUAACAUACGACGAAAGUAUGAAUCAUUCCGAGAAAGCUGCAAAUACUGUGGACGUAGAGAUCAUAAAAUUGGAGACCGAGAGAGCUGUCCGGCGAAUGGUGUUACAUGCCGGAAGUGUGGAAAACAAAACCACUUCGCUAGAGUGUGCAAAGUACAAAGUGACGAAGAAUAUCGAAGCACUAGAGGAUCACGAGAAGCAUCAACCAAUGAGCAAAAAAGUGCAAAAAAAGUGAAAAUGAUUGAAGAUAAUAGCGACGAUAGUGAGGAGGCGGAUUACAUCACUAGCAUUGAAGAGGUGAAUGUGGUGGAAAAGAGGAUUACGGUAUCGGUUGGUUUCGCAGUGCAUAGAGGCGAAGUGCAAAAAAUUUGUUGCCAAAUCGACACAGGAGCAUCCUGUAACGUAAUCGUGAGAAUUUAG